Molecule: messenger RNA, 1514 nt
Organism: Agrilus planipennis (emerald ash borer)
Lineage: Eukaryota; Metazoa; Arthropoda; Insecta; Coleoptera; Buprestidae
Product: organic solute transporter alpha-like protein
Exons: 5
Coding region: 471-1349 (292 amino acids)
Biological process (GO): transport
Molecular function (GO): transporter activity
Source: RefSeq, a predicted model, not a curated record
AAUAAAAAGGCGAUAAAGGAAGAAUACAUUUACAUGGUUUUGUAUAAUUUUUGUACAAUUUUUUUUGCUUUGUAUGUGUCAUGUAAGGCCUACUAAACUGAUACGAAUGGAAUUUUUAGAACAUUAUUUAGUCCACACGAUUUCAUGUAUUGAUAGGACUUUUGAUAAGUUAUAAGUUAUAAUUAUGUUAUGAUAAGUUUUCCGAUACAUAAUUGACUGAUAUGUAAGAUACUGUCAUUGAAAAUCGAUGUAAAUUGCAUCCUGAUAACCAAUUACCUUUGACAAUCAGCGAUACUAAAUUUGUUUUAGAACAUAAUAAAGUUUUGCUGUCUGAACUCUUUAAAUCUAUUUCUGAUUCGUUACCGUUACUCAUUAGCUUCACUUUAUUUGACGACAAAUGUAUUUGCUUUCUUUUCCGAGUAUAUUGGUCGAUCUAGUGAUGAAAUCAGAAUGUAUGAUUUAAACAUUUAAUGGAUUGCUACAUGUUUGCGUUUACAUCCUUUUGUAUUUUGUUUGCGGUUGUAGCAUUAGCCACUUUUUGCGCAACCAUAGUACCCCGAUCGCACUUACUUGCGGAGGCUGUUACCCAAGGUACUUUCAUGGCGGCAAUGUACCAACUUUUCUGUCUCCUGGUCGCAUACUGUGGUGGAGAAGCUGAAUUAAUAAGAAGAGUAAAACCAACAACAUUAAAAAUGAAAGUUGGACCUUGUUGCUGCUGGCCUUGUUGUUUCUUACCUUCUUUAGAAAUGACCAAAAAUAGAGUAAGACAACUUCGAAUACUUGUACUGCAACUCCCAGUUAUCCAAGGUCUUAUUUACAUGACUCUGUUAGUAAUGUGGGCCGAAAGAGAGAGUCUGUACCAAAUAAAUUACAUGUACGUUCAACCAGUGGUGGUCGUCUCAAUUUUGUUUGGAAUAUGGGGCAUGACAAUGACGAUAACAUUAUUGAAAGACGUACUUAAAGAUCACUCUCUGCAAGCUAAAUUUCUUGUACUACAAAUGGUUUUAUUGUUCGCUAAAUUGCAAGGACUCGCCACAAGGAUUAUAGUUUGGGCUGGACUUCUUCCAUGUAAACCACCAAUCACAUCAGCAGUAUAUGGAAACUUGAUACACAACACGCUAAUGUUGUUGGAAAUGGUACUGUUAAGUGUUAUUGCCCGAAGAUUGUACAAAAGGCCCCUUCCCGAUUUAGACGCUACUCCAUCUGUUACCUGCCCACCAUCAACCGUUUGGACAACUAAUCUUAAGGAAAAAGCCCUUCAUUAUUUUACACGUAAAGAAAAAAAUAACAACGUUGUUAAAGAAAUUAAUCAACAAAAGGCUGUGGACCAAACAGAAAAUGCUAGUUAAUUGUUAUUAAUCAAUAAUUAAUAGUAAGACUUUGAAAUUAUUUUUUAUAAGUUAUUUUUCCGUACUGUGUAUUUAUAUGAAUGUAUUAUGUUAAAUUAGUCUACUAAAGUAUUAAUUUCAUCAGUGUUAAUUAAAAUUGAACCCUAAAUCACGACGAAUGUAAAU